Molecule: messenger RNA, 5004 nt
Organism: Drosophila simulans
Lineage: Eukaryota; Metazoa; Arthropoda; Insecta; Diptera; Drosophilidae
Exons: 2
Coding region: 478-3558 (1026 amino acids)
Source: RefSeq, a predicted model, not a curated record
UUAUCAUUAGUUGUUUUGGAUGGUUUUUCGAUUUUCGAGGUCGUACACGAAGAGCAGAUGUAACUCCGACGCAGAUUGCUUGGCACAAUGAAAUUCUGAAAUCCAACAUCAAGCGGUAUAAUCAGAAGGAACAUUAGUCCCGGUAAUACUUUCCCAACUUUUCUUCCCGAUAAAAACUCUUACAUUUCUGCCUAAAAAUGGACUAUGACACCAAAUUCACAACUAUGCACCACAUCUAGUCAGCCAGUGGACUCGCAAGUACAUACUUCUUGGCAUGCUAAAUCAUAUUACCUCCUACCUAAACUGAGGCCGUCUUAAAUGAGACCAUCUUUUUAGGUCCACCUUAUAAGCUUAUAGAACAGGUCCACCUUAUAAGCUUAUAGAACAGUUAACAAUAACAGAGAUAAAAAAGAUUAUUUGGUUUUAGAUAUUGGAGCGCCAGAAAAAAAAUCGUUAUUGUUGUGGUAUGUCACAAAUAUGUGUAGUAAAAUUAUCUCUACUGUAGUAUUUAUGUGCCUAUUGCCUAAUUUCACACUUUUUCAAGAAAACUUGACAAGGGUAUGCAAAAUAAAAUGCCUUGACGAAUUUACUAAUACAACAUCAGGCACGGCACAUUGGAAGUAUAAAGGCAUUCCUUACGCAAUAUCUGAAGAUCUGCUGUGCCUUAAAUCUGACCAUCAAAUCUUGAUGCGUGUGUGCGAUACAAAUUAUGGGCGUUGGAUACCGGAUCUGAUAGAGUGCAAAAUAAAAAUAAACAAAAACCUGCACUGCCCUGAUGACCUUUUUGAAAUUCGAAAUGUUGGUAAACUUCCGAUUUGUCUAAAAAUUUCAACUGAACCUAAAGCAUUUAAUGAACAAUUUUGCUACGGCUCAAAUAUAAUUCCAAUGGAUUUAAGAAGUUUUGAACUAUCCAAAGUAUCUCAGUUCUUGAAAAAAAUGAAUAUAAGUGAAUAUUGGCUUCCAAUUCGUCGAAAUAACGAGCUAAUGCCUUAUGAAGUACGUUUGCCAGGAAAAUCAUGGAGAAAAAAAAUAAAUAGGAGUAUAAUACACUUGAAAAAUAACCCCAACGAGCACUGUCUGAAGCAUACUAUAAGUAAUCAAACUCCAACGGACUUUAAAAGCCAAAUAGUAUCUGUGGACUGCAAUGCUUUCUUGAAUGCAGUUUGCAUUUUUAGGUCGGAACUGAUAUCUAAUGCUGGAUGCCCGAGCGGCUUUGGAGCUUUAGUCUAUCAGCCGGCAGUAUGUUAUGGUAUUGACUGGAAUAAUACUACUUCUGAACCGCUCGGUCUUAAAGAGUACUUAAAAAAACGAAAUUGGCUUAGACGGAUUUUAGCAAAGUAUGUAUCAAAGAAAAAUCGACACGAAUUUUUCAAAAUUGAUUUCUUUUUUCACCACUUGACAGAAGAAUAUGUUAUAAUAAUGAGUCUAUCUGAAAAUUUCCAAAUUGUUAGCAAAGGCUCGAAAUGGAUUCCAACUUUAAGCAAAAAAAUUGUGAAGCCAAGUAGAGCUGUUGAAAUGGUAUUGGAAAUAGAUCACAGCUCUAAAGGGCUCAGAUUGGUGAUUUAUAAUCGAAAGUAUUUAUGGGGUAAUAACAGCUCUUAUGCUGGUGUUAAAUGUUUUGCAUUUUUAAAAUAUGGCACCUUAAAAAAUGCCAGGUUGGACCUUAUUUGGGAGAAUCAAAAACAGUCGUAUUCAAUAUUUAAAGUCAAUAUAGUUUCAAGCUAUCGCACCGAAUAUUGGUGUGAAGGUCACAGUAUUUUCGAUUUUCAACUGGUUUCCGCCCGGUUAUUUGUAGAUGUUAACAGAAACACAGCGCCUGUCUUUGUUUUACGCUGGAACGUCUCAUGUAUAAAUGCCAAUUUGGCUGAUAGCUUGUGUAACGAAGUAACCGAUAAAAAUGUAAGAAAGCUGGUAGAAGGCAUUUAUGGAAACAAAAAUCUGGGUAAUCUUCUCAUAUACGACGUUCGAAUAAUGGAUGUGGAAUGGAUCAAAAAUAUGUGCGUUGUGUUUUGGAUUCACAUAACUGCGGCUCUGAAAAGAACCGCUUCAAUUUAUCACAAGGAAAUUGCCUUCGGGGAAAAUACACCGAAAACUCCAAAGGAUUUUGUUGCCUUUAUGCAAAUUAAAAUUACACUAAGCAAUUUUUUUUUUAACUUCAUCAAAAACUCUACUUAUCUCAUACGUAGUACAGAUUACUGUUUUUCAGAGCUUUCAUUUUCAAACGACGGAAUGCACCUGUGGACUACAACGCGUGUUGGUGAAAUCGCUAUGACAAAGAAUUUGUGUAUUCAAAAAGAUGGCAUGCCUUAUACGCGAUUAUGCUUAGGUGAUUUUGUCCAUGGCGCAUAUUGGAAAGAGUUAACACAACCAGUCGUAUGUGAAAGUCCCAAGAAUAAUACCAAAGUAUUGCAUGAUUUGCAAGUAGCCAAAAUGUUUAAGUCCCCACCAGAUAAAGUUUUAAAAUAUUUGAAAUAUACAAUUGCAAAUAGUAAAAAUAAUAUAGUCCCUGCUGACAUAUUCUUUAUUUAUAACAUUAUUCAGUCAGUGCUUGAAGUCCAUUCAUCAAAGUCUGCGUUUCAACAGACAAAUAAAGACUUAACUAAAUGGAAGAAUGUCCUGUAUCAGAUUUUCGAUAUAUACAAUAUAUUAAGAGGCCUUGACUCCAAAAUUAUAAAGAUGUCUGCUGAGCUAAACGCAACAAAUAAGUUUUUAAAAUCGUUCGAAAUGUUAUGUGACACUUUAUCAACUGAUUUAUCUUUCACUCAAAUAGAUAAUGGUGAAGAGUAUUUAUCUGAAUUGCACAGUGAAACAAUUGACUAUGAUGAUAUAGGAGUAUCAGUAUACAUUUCAAAAUAUAUUUUAUAUUUCUCAAUUAAUCCAAGUAUUGCCAAUGUUUCUGGAAUAGCAUUGUUUGCGAACAAUAAUACAGAAAAUACACAUACAAAACUAAAGGGAGCAUUUCAAAAUGAACAUUACCGCUUUCUUCAAGUAAAUCAUGACAUUAAUGAUAUUGUUAAUGAACCUGACUUAGAGCUUGCCGUAUAUUUGCCAAUAGAACUCUUUGACACCUUGAAAGCUUCAACCAAUGAGACAAAUGACGUUAUUGUUGUUAUUAAGGUAUACUCAAGUGAUGAACUAUUUCAACAAUCUAAUAGAAAUUUAACACUAUUAAGCCGAGUGGCAUCUAUAUCAUUACCUGGGUAUAGUUCAUUUCUGCCUGUACCUGUGCCACUUAUCUUUCGCCAAUCCAAGAACAAGGGAGUAAGUCCGCCUGGUUCCUGUUUAAUCUGGAACUAUGAGGGAUGGAUCGAUGGUUAUAGUAUGUUAAAAUAUUUCGAAAAUAACGGAGGUAUAGCGCUAUGCCUUUUGAGGCGUUUGGCACCAACUGGAUAUUUCUUAGAGAAAAUUAAUUCCAUCGAAAAUCAUUCUAUACAUAACGAUUUAAGUAUGAAUAAUACACAGGUAAAUGGAAGUAUUAUAUGUGUUAUUUUACUUUUCUGUUCCAUACUGAUGGUUAUAGGAUUCUUAUUUUGCAAGUGCAUUUGUAGGCGUUUGUAAACAAUUGUAUUACUUUGAACAUUGAGAUAAAUUCGUCGUUUGUUAUUUGGCCAUGAGCGACUUUUAGAUUAGAUCAAACUUUUAUUUUAUUGUAAUCUAUAAAUAAAAGAGGCCUCAAUCAAAACAGCACUGAGCUUUUGUUCCAAUGAAAUGGCAAGAAAUCUUCCGUUCUUUUGUGUGCAAUAUACAUAGAUCGCCGCUUAAUGAUAUUCCAGAUUUGCUAUAUGAUAUGUAACAUGUACCUUGAUUACAGUCUGAUCGUAUGAACGAUAUCGGGAAUAAUGCACGCCCAUUCUACAGACGCUAUAAUGUUAAGAUUAAGCAUGGAUUAAGAUUUUAGUAAUGCUUUGCCAGUUUGUUUCACAAUGUCUUUUACAACAUUUUUUGUUUUAUUUCAUUAAUUGUCUUGCAAUUUCUAGAAUUUUCUAGAGUCCGUACUAUUUUUAUAACUAACUUUCCUCCUGCCAAUUUCUUCAAUUCUCCUUGACUUGAAAGUAACAGGUCGUGUUUUUUCUUUGCUGCGAUUUUUUUGAUUUUUCUAAAUAUUACACGAUUUGUACACGGUGGUCUGAAUUAAGCAAAAAUGGACACAGAUGUUGGCUGCAUCCAAAAAAAUAAUGUCGUCAGGUAAUAAAGCGUGAGCAGUUAAAAAUGACCUCUUGGUUGAACUAUGCGAUAAAAUGCUGCAAACUAAGUGAGUUGGUUCAGAUUCUAAUCUUUAUUACUAUUGUGUUGCUAUUUUUGGGUAUGCGAACGGGAUGAAAUCGCUCAUGCGCCAAACAAAAGAAGGCUUUAAGUGACUGAUCAGUUUUGUCAUUGAUAAAGAUAGUAUUCGCCUUCCCUAGACUCACAACUUGCAGUGUAAAAACCAAAUAGAAACAAAUUCACUAAAAAUUUGCCGUUCUUGGCUUUCCCUUGAUUAAACAACGUCUGAUGUGUUGUCUUACAUGCAAGAUGAUAACCGACAACUUAAAGUUUCAUCGUUCAAGGUAAAGGACAGUAAUUUUUGUAUAACCGUUAAUCGUAGAAUCAAAGAUAUCCUAGAUUCGUUUAAAAGUAUGCAUAAAUUUAAGUAUGUAGUGACGUUAUCACAUAAUUAGCACUGUCCAAAGAAUUAAGAAUAUGCUGAGUGACAAAAACCAAACCAUCCACAUCCACUCACUGUAUACAAUCAAUAUCCCAAGCGGGCGAUCUCGCUCCGCAAAUAAUAUAAACAAAUCGGCAAUAUGUGACAUAUUCACAUAAUCAGCUCUUUCGGAAGAAAUACAGAGUUGCGAAUCCUACGCAAUGUACACAUAACCACAUCCGCUAGCUGAAUACAAUUAAUAACCCAAGCGGGCCAUCUCGCUAUAUAAAUAAUGUAAACAUAAGGGCAGUAUAAGAAAGAUUUGUGUCACUAACAUUUAGUCUUAAGCUGAGAUCAAAAGAAUAAAGACGUGAACAAUA